Messenger RNA from Trichoderma breve, 2202 nucleotides. Its product is annotated as fungal specific transcription factor domain-containing protein. Gene Ontology annotation, molecular function: zinc ion binding; DNA binding. Lineage: Eukaryota; Fungi; Ascomycota; Sordariomycetes; Hypocreales; Hypocreaceae. Gene Ontology annotation, biological process: DNA-templated transcription. Bases 1 to 2202 code for a protein of 733 amino acids. The transcript is spliced from 3 exons. The record is from RefSeq and is a predicted model, not a curated record.
AUGUGUCAGCCAUCGGAUGCAGACUCGCAGCAGAUCCCGCCCAUUGAGAUCGGCUCAUUUAUUGCCCUACGUCCUGAUAAGAGCGAGUUCAUCGGCAGUGCCAGCGGUGUAUUCUUUGCGAAUACCGUCUUUCGGGCCUUUGCAACUGCAACGACAACCUCUGCCGGGACUGGCUCGAAGCGUCCCCAGGGAGACGUAGAUGGCCUGGGGCCUCAAGCGACGCCGGACCCCGGCUCCGCCCAUGAGUAUGUCAUGGCAGAGGAGAAGGCCCAGGAGGAAGCCGCUGGAGAGGAUACUCUUGGAGUGGGCGCCGUGGGUGCUGAUGAUGCCAGCAAGAGCCCGGGGUUGCGAUCAUAUGGCAUCGCGGCACCUGGGCUGGGGAUCCCACCUCCUCCAGCCGUUGCGAAGCGGCUCCUGGUGGAAUACUUCAGAAGAUGGCACCCCUUCCUCCCCUUCCUCCAUGGCCCCACGUUCUUUGAAAAGGUGAACCGCUUCUACGAGCUGGAAGGAGGUUCGCCUGGGGAGCCGAUGAGCCAGCGGAACAAAGUGUACCAGGCCAUCAUCUUCCAAUGCGUCUUUAACAUCGCAGACUCAAACCACAACCAGAAGCAAGAGCGGGAGCUGCCCGAAGAAUCACGUAUCAAGUCUGCCGUCGCCCUGACGAGCUUGCUGGGAAUACUCUCCAGCGGUCAUGACAUCCCCUCCCUACAAGCUCUCCUGGCCGUGGAGCUGUAUCUGAUGACGCAGAUGUCUCUGAGGGCGGCCUCGACUGUUCACGGAGCGAUGACGCGCAUCUUAUACCACUGCGGGCUACACAGAUGCCCCUUCCGAUACGUUCAGCUGCCGCGCGAUAUAUGCGACAUGAGGAAGAGAAUCUUUUGGUCUGCGUAUGUGAUUGACCGCCAUCUGAGUCAGGUCCUGGGACAUCCCCUGGCGCUCAAUGACGAAGAGAUAGACGUCUGUCUCCCCGGAGCACCAGAGGCACGCGCCUCGGUAGCGGAGGAUGACGUCCAGAACUAUGCACCAGUAGACCAUCCGACCUUUGGGUCCGUUUCCUCUACUGGAGACCUUACCGACGGUAGCACCAUCGGAACCCACGAAGACAGUCUCAACACCGACCACCUUGUAUAUCGGCCGCAGAACUUGGGCGAAUCUAUCCUUGGUUUCCUGGUGACGUAUUCACGGCUGCUUGGGCAAGCUCUCGACCUCUUCCACAAGUCCAUCCACAGCCGGUCCAUCACUUGGGACAAGGUGCUUGAGAUGACGUCGAGGAUCCAUGCCUGGUGGAAUACGCUUCCACCAUCGUUUCAGGGAGAGGGACUUACAUCGAUCUUUGUAGAACCACAAUCCCAUCAUGGACCUCCCUUUGCGAUAUUAUACCAUCAGCUCAUCCUUAUCAUGAACAGGCCUUUCCUUUCUCUCCCGACGAACCGAACGGAUUUUCAAUUUAGUUUGCAGACCGCGGUGAAUGCCAGUCGAGCCAUCGUCAAGAAGCUGAAACUACGCCAAGGGGAUUCGCCUUUGGUGGCCUGGCCAGGGAUGCUGUCGGCUGCGUGGAUGGCAGGGCUAACCAUUUCGUACGCCGGAUUGCUGAAGCUUUACCCAAUGGAGAAGACUAUCUUGGAUCUUAAUUGUGCCAUAAAGCUCCUUGGCAUGAUGAGUCGAAAUUGGACCAGCGCCCACCACUGCCGGGUGACGUUAAAGAUGCUGCUAGACAGGUUAACGUCGAAGCCGUUCAUGGAAAAGAUCAACCCAGCUCUAUCGGCAGACCCGUCGUUCGCCGUAUUGACGGACUGGAGCCAGCCUGUCUUUUCAACAUACCAGAACCUUCUCGAGGGAAGCCGCAACAAGCGGCGGCGAGUUGACCAAAACAACACAAAGAACAACAAUACCAACAACAACGUCAAUAACAUCAACAAUAACUUUAUGGGUGGUUCCAUGAGCGGGUAUCCGGCUAACCACUUUGUUGGACCUGACACGGAAUUCAUGGGCGGCGACAAUCUCUGGGACUACCCGAGCUUCCAGCCCGUUUUGGAGUACACGGGUCCGGAUUUCGGAUUCGACGCAGAUCAGUUCUCCCAGCAAGGGGAGUGGGAGCGAUUCUUGAGCGAGAACAUGAACGCAGAAUCGUCAGGGCUAUUGUUCAACAAUGCCGGAUGGGACACAUAUUUUCAGAGCAUGGGAGACAGAUUGAAUGUGUAA